AUGGGUGCACAAAGGCUUGAUGGUAACGCCAUCGCGAAGGCCAUUCGUGAGAGGCUCGCAUCCGAGAUCGCUGAGAAGCAGAAGCUCAACCCUCGAUACAACCCAUGCCUCAAGAUCAUCCAAGUUGGUGAACGACCAGACUCUUCGACCUAUGUGCGUAUGAAGCUUAAGGCUGCUUCCGAGGCAAACAUCAGCUGUGACAAGCUCGAGUUUCCGGAGUCCGUGACUGAGGCCGAGCUGCUGGCCCAGCUACACCAGCUCAACAACGACCCUGCAGUCAACGGAAUUCUCGUGCAACUGCCUCUGCCCAAGCACAUCAAUGAGUAUGCCAUCACUUCUGCUGUUGCCGAUGACAAGGAUGUCGACGGAUUUGGCACCAACAACAUUGGUGAGCUGGCCAAGAAGGGCGGCCAGCCUCUCUUUAUUCCCUGCACUCCCAAGGGUAUCAUGGUUCUGCUUGAGGAGGCAGGUGUUGAGCUAAAGGGCAAGUACGCUGUCGUCCUCGGACGCAGUGAUAUUGUUGGUAGCCCCGUCAGCUACCUGCUCAAGAACGCCGACGCUACCGUCACGGUCUGCCACUCUAGAACUCAGGAUCUGCAAGAGCACCUGAAGAAGGCCGACAUUGUCGUGGCAGCGAUCGGCAAGGCCAAGUUUGUCAAGGGAGAGUGGCUCAAGCCCGGUGCCGUUGUCAUUGACGUCGGAACCAACUACAUUGAGGACAGCACCAAGAAGAGCGGUCAAGCUUUGGUUGGCGAUGUCGACUACGCCUCUGCUUCCGAGGUUGCCUCCGUCAUCACUCCCGUCCCAGGUGGUGUCGGCCCAAUGACUGUCGCCAUGUUGUUGCAGAACGUCGUCGACUCUGCCAACACCUACCUCGCCAGGCAGAAGCAGCGACACAUUGUGCCACUCCCGCUCCACCUCAAGGAGCCUGUUCCUUCGGACAUUGAAGUGUCGAGGGCGCAAGUCCCCAAGCACAUCACCAAGAUCGCCGAGGAGGUCGGCAUCUCGGCCCAUGAACUGGAGCCGUACGGAUCAUACAAGGCCAAGGUCGAUCUGGGCUUGCUCAAGCGUUUGGAGCACAGGAAAAAUGGUCGUUAUGUUGUCGUGACUGGCAUCACGCCCACCCCAUUGGGUGAGGGCAAAUCCACCACCACCAUGGGUCUCGCACAAGCUCUUGGCGCGCAUCUCAACCGUCUUACCUUUGCCAAUGUCCGGCAGCCCAGCCAGGGUCCCACUUUCGGAAUCAAGGGUGGCGCUGCUGGCGGUGGCUACAGUCAGGUUAUCCCUAUGGAUGAGUUCAACCUGCACUUGACUGGCGAUAUCCACGCCAUCACCGCAGCCAACAAUUUGCUUGCAGCUGCCAUUGAGACUCGUAUCUUCCACGAGAACACACAAAAGGAUGGCCCGCUCUACCGCCGUCUCGUACCUGCCAAGAAUGGCACGAGAAAGUUUGCUCCUGUCAUGUUCCGACGCCUGAAGAAGCUCGGCAUUGACAAGACGAACCCCGAUGAUUUGACCGAGGAGGAGAUCAGCCGCUUUGCACGAUUGGAUAUUGACCCCGAGACCAUCACCUGGAGACGAGUUCUCGAUGUCAACGACCGUCACCUUCGUGGCAUCACUGUCGGUACUGCCCCUACUGAGAAGGGUCAAGUGCGCGAGACUGGCUUUGACAUUUCUGUCGCAAGUGAGUGCAUGGCCAUUCUCGCCAUGAGCACCGAUCUCGCAGACAUGAGGGAGCGCCUGGGUCGCAUGGUGGUUGCCACCUCUCGCGCAGGUGAGCCCGUUACCUGCGACGACCUUGGUGCUGGCGGUGCUCUUACUGCAUUGAUGAAGGAUGCUAUCAAGCCCAACUUGAUGCAAACUCUUGAAGGUACUCCAGUGUUUGUGCACGCCGGACCUUUUGCCAACAUUUCGAUUGGCAACAGCUCAAUCAUUGCCGACAGACUUGCCCUCAAGCUGACUGGCACUGAGCCCGAUGAGGACCACAAUGCCAAGGCUGGCUUUACCGUCACAGAAGCAGGAUUCGACUUCACCAUGGGCGGCGAGCGCUUCUUCAACAUCAAGUGUCGCACUUCUGGCCUCGUACCUGACGUUGUCGUCAUUGUCGCUACCGUUCGUGCCUUGAAGGUUCACGGUGGUGGUCCCCCGAUCACACCCGGUGCUCCCCUCAACGCCGUUUACAAGGAAGAAAGCGUCGAGUAUGUGCGCAACGGUUGUGUCAACCUGGCGAAGCACAUUCAGAAUGCCAAGAGCUUUGGCGUUCCCGUUGUGGUUGCUGUCAACAAAUUCGCUACCGACACCGAUGCCGAGAUCGCCGCUGUCCGCGAGGAAGCAAUCAAGGCUGGUGCUGAAGACGCCAUCUUGGCUAACCACUGGGCCGAGGGUGGCAAGGGUGCUGUCGACUUGGCAAAGGGUGUCAUUGCUGCCUCAGAGAAGCCCAAGGACUACAAGCUCACAUAUGAGCUUGAUGGAAGCGUCCAGACUCGCAUGGAGGCCAUCUGCCAGAAGAUGUACGGUGCCUCGGCCGUCGAGUUCUCUGAGCUCGCCCAGAAGAAGGUUGAUACGUAUACAAAACAGGGCUACGGCAACUUGCCCAUCUGUGUAGCAAAGACGCAGUACUCGCUGAGUCACGAUGCUGAACUCAAGGGAGCUCCUACUGGUUUUACUGUUCCCAUCAGAGACGUCAGGAUGGCCGCCGGUGCUGGAUAUCUUUACGCUCUUGCUGCGGACAUUCAGACCAUCCCAGGCCUUCCCACUGCACCCGGAUAUCUGAACGUGGACGUGGAUACCGAGACUGGCGAGAUUGACGGUCUCUUUUAG
Molecule: messenger RNA, 2820 nt
Organism: Pestalotiopsis fici W106-1
Lineage: Eukaryota; Fungi; Ascomycota; Sordariomycetes; Amphisphaeriales; Sporocadaceae
Product: C-1-tetrahydrofolate synthase
Exons: 4
Coding region: 1-2820 (939 amino acids)
Biological process (GO): tetrahydrofolate interconversion
Cellular component (GO): cytosol
Molecular function (GO): ATP binding; formate-tetrahydrofolate ligase activity; methylenetetrahydrofolate dehydrogenase (NADP+) activity
Source: RefSeq, a predicted model, not a curated record